GGGUCAAAUUCGCCCAUCCCUUCAAUCAAGAUAUUCACAUAACACAUUACCAACUUUAUUUUCCAAUACUGUGUCACAUUGCCAUAUGCAAUAGAUAUAAGUAUAGCAACAAAUGGAUUAAUUGUAUGUUUUUAUUCUUAAACAGAAACAACUUGAGGAAAUCAUUGCCCAUGACAUCUGCCAGGAGGAACCUGAGACAAAUAUUGGUCAUUUCCAGGAGCAACCUGAGGAGCCUGGCAUAGAGAUCAGCCAGGGUAAUGCCUCAGAGGAGGAAGAAAAUAUAGAAGAACAAGCAGAAACAGAAAACAAUAGUGAUGACAUGGUUAUAUGUAGUGACGAAGAAGAAAGCAUUAUUGAUUAUCUGUUUCCAUCACUUGAGAAACAACCUGAGGAAAUCAUUGCCCAUGACAAUUGCCAGGAAAAUCCUGAGACAAAUAUUGGCCAUUUCCAGGAGCAACCUGAGGAGCCUGGCACAGAGAUCAGCCAGGGUAAUGCCUCCGAGGAAGAACAUAAUCUAGAAGAACAAGAGGAAGAAGAAAACUAUAGUGAUGACAUGCUUAUAUCUAAUGGGGAAGAAGAAAGCAGUAGUGAUAAUCUGUUUCCAUCACUUGAGGUAUGAUUUGCUAUCAAGGACAUUAAGACAUUUUGUGCAUUGAACUGAUUGAU
Molecule: messenger RNA, 666 nt
Organism: Xenopus laevis (African clawed frog)
Lineage: Eukaryota; Metazoa; Chordata; Amphibia; Anura; Pipidae
Exons: 2
Coding region: 320-619 (99 amino acids)
Source: RefSeq, a predicted model, not a curated record